GAGUCGGCGGCUUCGGGUAAAAAUGGCUGAAUAUUUAGCUUCGAUAUUCGGGACUGAGAAGGACAAGGUUAACUGCUCUUUUUACUUUAAGAUCGGGGCCUGCCGGCACGGGGACCGGUGCUCCCGGCUUCACAACAAACCGACAUUCAGUCAGACCAUAGUGCUGCUCAACCUGUACCGGAAUCCACAGAACACUGCCCAAACUGCAGACGGAUCGCACUGUCACGUGAGCGACGUGGAGGUGCAGGAACAUUAUGAUAACUUCUUUGAGGAGGUGUUCACGGAACUGCAGGAGAAGUAUGGGGAGAUUGAAGAGAUGAAUGUGUGUGACAACCUCGGGGACCACCUCGUGGGCAAUGUCUAUGUCAAGUUCCGGCGGGAGGAGGAUGCGGAGCGGGCAGUGGCUGAACUCAAUAACCGCUGGUUCAAUGGGCAGGCUGUGCAUGCUGAGCUGUCACCUGUCACCGACUUCCGGGAGUCAUGCUGUCGGCAGUAUGAGAUGGGGGAAUGUACCCGUGGUGGCUUCUGCAAUUUCAUGCACCUGCGGCCCAUCUCCCGGAACCUCAGGCGGCAGCUCUAUGGGCAGGGACCCCGACGCAGGUCACCCCCGAGGUCCCAUACUGGACACCGUCCCCGAGAAAGGAAUCGACGGCGCUCCCCGGACCACCGGCAUGGCCGCUUCUGAGACCCUGGCCCCCUUGCCCUCCAUCCAUGACAGGCACAGAUGUGUCUGGCCCCGACCCCUCCUCAAAGCUCCAUUCCCUCCCCCAUCCCAGUCUUCCCCAGGCUCUGGGGCUCACAGGGAACUCUGUUGGACGCAGGGACUGUCUCCUACUGCCCCUCCCCUAAUAAAUUUCCAUAUUUGUUCAA
Molecule: messenger RNA, 870 nt
Organism: Choloepus didactylus (southern two-toed sloth)
Lineage: Eukaryota; Metazoa; Chordata; Mammalia; Pilosa; Megalonychidae
Gene: U2AF1L4
Product: U2 small nuclear RNA auxiliary factor 1 like 4
Exons: 8
Coding region: 23-685 (220 amino acids)
Biological process (GO): mRNA splicing, via spliceosome
Cellular component (GO): U2AF complex; spliceosomal complex
Molecular function (GO): metal ion binding; pre-mRNA 3'-splice site binding
Source: RefSeq, a predicted model, not a curated record